This is a messenger RNA of Dermacentor andersoni, 930 nucleotides long. RefSeq names its product 3-beta-hydroxysteroid sulfotransferase-like. The record is from RefSeq and is a predicted model, not a curated record. NCBI's taxonomy places the organism in Eukaryota, Metazoa, Arthropoda, Arachnida, Ixodida, Ixodidae. Gene Ontology annotation, molecular function: sulfotransferase activity.
AUGGAGCUUCGAAAGCCACUGCACCAAGUAAUAGAUGGAGUACCUAGGUGCGUUGGCGUAGUGCCAGAGAUUCUACGAGAAAACCUCAAGUUCCGAGCGCAGAAGGGAGAUGUGGUACAGUCAACAUUUCCGAAGGCCGGUACACAUUGGAUGUUGUACAUUGUCCAGCUUAUUCUGAGAGACGGUGGGCCAAUGACUACAUACAAAGAGUUCGCUAAGGAAUUGCGCUUUAUUGACUAUGCGGACAUAAAGGGCUGGAAGUCAUCCCUGGCUGUGAGAACAUUUUCCACGCACUUGCCCUUGAGUGAGGAUACCAUCAGCGAAGAAGGAAAGUACAUUUACGUUGCCCGCAAUCCGUGGGACGUGUGCGUUUCAUUGUACCACAUGGUGACCAACCUCAGCUCAUUCGAGUACCAGGAUGCCACGUUCGAAGAAUUUGUUAACGUGUUUGUCAGCGAGGACUUUGGGUACGGUGACUACUUCGAACACGUGGCGUUGGCUUACAAGCUCAGGCAGCAACCGAACGUGCUCUUCGUGACUUACGAAGAAAUGAAGAAGGACACUCGCGACGUGAUUCUCAAGGUAGCGCACUUUCUGGGAGAGCCCUAUGGACGAGCUUUAUUAGAAGACGAAACAUUGCUUCACAAGGUGCUGGAGAGCUCCAAGCCAGAGCGUAUGCGAAGUGUCGUGGUAGUUGACUUUUACAAUAGACCAAACCCUCAUGGAAAAAAGGUAACAUGCAAGCAGGGCUACGAAGGAGAUGAAACGAAAUACGCUCUAGUGCGAACAGCCAAAGUUGGAGGGUGGAAAGAACACUUCACGCCAGAGCUGCUCCGACGCAUGGAAGCUAGGAUAAGUGAGGCAGAGAUGGUGUCAUCGUUUAUGGAUCUCUGGAAGGAUAUGCGAGCCGAGGCAUUCAGAUUAUCGUAA